Molecule: messenger RNA, 918 nt
Organism: Truncatella angustata
Lineage: Eukaryota; Fungi; Ascomycota; Sordariomycetes; Amphisphaeriales; Sporocadaceae
Product: Alpha/Beta hydrolase protein
Exons: 2
Coding region: 1-918 (305 amino acids)
Molecular function (GO): hydrolase activity, acting on ester bonds
Source: RefSeq, a predicted model, not a curated record
AUGGCAGGGGUUUCGUCAAUUGGACCCUGGUCGUUUAAUCCGAUCGUCACCUCCUUCCCAUCGACAUUGCUCCCAAAUAUUGCCUACUGGAACGUCACUAAUGGCACAUGGACGUAUCAGGUUCAGGUCUCCUGGCCGUUGAACUGGACAUCGACCGAGGCCGACAGCACCGUCGACACCCUGUUCGUCCUCGAUGGCAAUGCGCUGGCCCAAACAGCCACAGAGGCUUUCCGCAAGCGCCGACCCGUCGAUUUCGCACAACCGGAUACCAUCAUCGUGAGUAUCGGAUACCCUGACCUCAUCCCCGACUCGCCGUACUCAAACGGACGAUACUACGACUACCAGAUGCCCGUAUGUUCGACGUGCCCCCCGACGAUUGAGCCAGUCGGGGUACCACCCGGUGCCGAUGCCUUUAUUACGUUCCUUGAUACUGUUCUCCGCCCCUGGGUUCGAAGUUACUUCCCUAAUACAACCUUCAACCGGGACGGCCUCUACGGCCACUCUUUCGCUGGGCUUUUUGCCAUCUAUGCUCUCCUCGUGCGCCCGGAUCUAUUCGAUGUUUUUCUGAGUGCAUCACCGUAUCUGAUCUGGAACAAUGAAUACAUCUUUGAUCAUCUUGGCCCCCUCAAGAACGGAUCGCUGCCAGCCAACACAACGAAGCCAGCACUCCAAAUUGCCUACGGAAGUCUCGAAGAGUAUCCCCGGAAAAGAAGAACGGAGACGCAGGAAGCAUUUGAGGAGAGAAAGGCACUUCUAAGUUCAUUGAAGACGAAUGAGCUUGUGAGUCGCUUCUACGGCGAAGUCAAGGACAGCCCUAAGCUCAGGGAUGUAGAGUUGCUCGAGUACCCAUUCAGCUACCACGCGGCUGUAGGAUCAGCAGCAUUGUGCGACGGAAUCGACUACUUCCUUGAUUGGUGA